AGUAUUCCGCUUAGUCACUUUGGCGGAGUCUGUGUGAACUUCAGCUGCGUUGAGCUCUGCUGCGGAAAACUGUCAUCUCUCAGCCGCAACACUCGAGUCUGGAGCAUCAAGAGCAGAUUCCAGAUGGAAGAAGCAGAUAAAGUGUCCUCCACUGCACCCGAUGAUGGAGCUCCGCGCGAUAUCAUCAUGAAUGAAGCCGCUGCAAUCGCUCCGACGCCGGCAGACGAGACGCAGCGCAGCGCGGAGGAGGAUCCACCGGAGAACACUGACCUUACCACUACAGAGAUAACUAGUGCUCCACAGAUUACUGAGAUAACUAACCUUACCACUGCAGAGAUAACUAGUGCUCCACAGAUGACUGAGAUAACUAACCUUACCACUCCAGAGAUAACUAGUGCUCCACAGAUGACUGAGAUAACUAACGUUAGUGCUCCACAAACAACUGAAGAAACUAUUCUUCCACAGAGAACUGAGGUAACAAGUGCUCCACAGACUGAGAUAACUAGUGCUGCUCAGAUGACUGAGAUAACUAACGUUACUAAGGCAGAGAUAACUAGUGCUCCACAGAAAGCUGAAGAAACGAUUAUUCCACAGACGACUGAAGUAACGGCUCCACAGCAGACUGAGGUAACUAGUACUGCACAGAUGACUGAAGAAACUAUUAACGCCAGUGCUCCACAGAAGAGUGAAGAAAGCGUGACUGUUACCCAGAUAGCUGAGAUAAGCAGCACUUGGCAGAUUACUGAGGAAACUAGUCCUCCAGAGCCAGCAGGAGACAGCUUUACUCCAGCAGCGGCAGCAGAGACUCCUGGAGCCCCGUCCUCCUGUGAGCCGGAGCCGAGGGAGGAGAGCGGAUCCCCGCGGGAGGAGGAGGAGGAGACUCCCCCAGCAUCUCACCCCGAGCCGGAGAACCGCACACACGCCUCGUCUGAGCACCGAGAGCCGUCACCAUCCCGUGAACCCGAACCCUCUGCUGCUGCCGUCGCUCCUGCUCUCCUUCAGUUUUCUUCAGACCACUGCGAUUAUCCACCAGUAGCUUCACGGGCCAGCGCUAGUCUUGCUAUGGAUCCGUUGGGACAUAAGGACUCGGCAGCAUUCGACCCGGAUGUGCUGAGCCAGUCUGAUGAUGACUUCACGUUCGAAACAAAAAAGAGUCCAUUCCAGGCAUUCCCCCCGGUGAGUGAUGGUCUCGAGGAGACCACCGCUGCCAGGAGAUCAGUGGAGGUGUCUGAGAGUCCGUCUCCAGACCUGGUGCAGGACGCGUACGAGGAUGGCCAUGUGCCACCAGAGGAGCUCAAACCAGAGACCGAUGCUGAUGCGCCGGUCUCUCUUUCGAAUGCACUAUCCGACCUUUUUUCAAACAUCAACAUGGCAUCUGAUGACAGACCAACAUCUCUCCCAGAUAUUCUCAAAUCUUCUCCGCUGAACCCUGAAAAACUGGACUCGGGCUCAUCAGAAGGAAGCCCUGAUUUCAGCCCAGUUCACAAAAGUGUGGACGAUUCCCCAAAUUCCCCAUUCCCUGUUAACAAUACCUUUGAGUUUGACUGCAAGAACUUGCUGCUGAAGGAGAUGGCUGAGGAGACGGAGGCCAGAGCUGUGGAGAGGGCAAAGCUGGAGGCGGAGAACAACUCCAAGCAAAGUUUCACUGCUUUUGAUCUUGUGAAAGAGACCGACGUGCCUCCAAAGAGUGAUGAUGUUCUGGAGGACAAAGAGGUGACCAGCCAGACCGCAGUUCAGACGGCUGACCGAUUCGAGUGUCUCGGCUUCCCCGGGGAGCCAUCUGAUUCUGAAAGUCUGUCUGCAGACUCCUUCUCUCCGGUGCUGGAUGCAGUCACGCAGGAGCGGCGAGCCACCCAGGGGGCGAUGGACACUGCUGAGGAGGCAUCGGAGCAGGAGGUUUCGUCUGAAGAGUUCGAGUUUGUUGAGCGGCCUCCACGAGCGGCCACUGAGGAGUUUCUGGAAAUGCAAGAUAGCCUGGCCUUCAGUAAACCCUCAGAGAUGUCACAGGAUGAAGAUGGAUCUCCUAAACUUGAGCCUCAGGAGGCAGCAGAUCACACGCCUACGAUCGAAGCCGCAGACCAAAAAAGCUCUUACCAUAUCCUCACCCAGGCAUCAGACAAACCUUGUCCUGUGAGAGGUAAAGCGGUCCUGGAGUCUGAUAUCCAGGACCUCUCCCCAGCUCCUGUAAUCUGUCCUCCAGAGGAUAAACCUGGAUCUGAGGAGAAGGAAGCUGAAGGCAGCAUGUGUGAUCUGAGCGCAGCGGCAGUGCUGGAGCUGCUGUACUGGAGGGACGUGAGGGCCAGUGGGCUGGUGUUCGGCUGCAGUCUCUUCUUCCUGCUCUCCCUCCUCAGCUACAGCAUCAUCAGUGUCCUGUCCUACUCCACCCUGGCCCUGCUGACCCUCACCCUCCUCUUCAGGACAUACAGGGGAGUUCUGCAGGCCGUCCAGAAGUCUGAUGAGGGGCAUCCAUUCAAACGGUACCUGGAUCAGGAUGUAGCUCUGUCUAAGGAUAUGGUGCAGAGGCACAGUGACGUGGUUCUGAGGCGGAUCAACGGUGCAGUGAAGGAGCUGCGGCGUCUGUUUCUGGUGGAGGACAUGAUCGACUCGCUGAAGUUCGCUGUGUUUCUGUGGGUCCUCACACAUGUGGGUGCCUGGUUUAACGGACUCACGCUGCUCAUUCUCGGACUGAUUGGAGCUUUCAGCGGCCCAAUAGUCUAUGAGAGACAUCAGGCUCAGAUCGAUCAGUUCAUUUUGACGCUGAAGAGCCGUGUGAAGGAUGGCAUGGGCCAGAUUCAGGCCAAGGUUCCAGGAGCGAAGAAGAAGUCGGAGUGAUUGUGGACCAGCUCUGAUCUCCUCUCAUCAUCUUCGGCUCUGUCUCUGUCUCUGUCUGUUUUCCUCACUCUUCGGUUCAUUCUCAUGACUGCAUCUUCAUCAAGUUGCUCUGAUACUGAUUGUGAAACACUGGUUGCAGAAUAAAUUAAAUAUAAUGUUUAAUGUCUGAGAAAUGUGGUUUUGAUCCUUCAGAAAAUGAAAUGCACUUCAGGUCUGCUUUCCUUUUUAAUGAAGGAAGUUGAAGAGUACCAGUAUUGGCUUUUUGUGACGUUUAAGUUCCUAUGACUGUGAUUUUACUUGAUUGACUGGAGUUUCUCUGUCAUACUCUCUUAUCUUAGCAACUUUUCUAGAUAUCAGAACAUUUGAGCUCCCCUGCAGGAUCAUCUCUGGAUGAACACGUUUACAUGAAGCUUCCUCAACAGAAGUUAUUGUAUUUAAAUCUAUUUAUCUCUGGACCGAUUGCUAAAGCGAGCAGCGUUUGCCAUGCUAAUAACUGAAUGAAACGCGUCCCGUUGUCUGAACUCUGUGAAUGCAUUUUGAGAUGUUAAUGAGAACCAAUAAAGCUUGUAGAUCAG
Molecule: messenger RNA, 3407 nt
Organism: Carassius auratus (goldfish)
Lineage: Eukaryota; Metazoa; Chordata; Actinopteri; Cypriniformes; Cyprinidae
Gene: rtn4b
Product: reticulon 4b
Exons: 9
Coding region: 124-2832 (902 amino acids)
Biological process (GO): endoplasmic reticulum tubular network formation; brain development; neuron differentiation
Cellular component (GO): postsynaptic density; endoplasmic reticulum membrane; neuron projection
Source: RefSeq, a predicted model, not a curated record